This is a messenger RNA of Leishmania major strain Friedlin, 1023 nucleotides long. RefSeq lists its product as hypothetical. The record is from RefSeq and is a predicted model, not a curated record. Lineage: Eukaryota; Euglenozoa; Kinetoplastea; Trypanosomatida; Trypanosomatidae. The coding region runs from base 1 to 1023 and encodes 340 amino acids. The transcript has a single exon.
AUGAUCUGUCGUCGACUUCGCUGCACCCCGCUUGCAUCCGCCGCUGUGAUGUUUCCCGAUGUCUCGGGUACCUGGGACGCGGUGACCACGCUCGAUUUCUCUCGCACGUAUGUUGGCUCGCAAGGGGCGCUGCCGGUGAUUGAGCUCUGCCGUUGCCUGCCCCGUCUGCAGUCGCUCGUGUUUUGCGACAACUACCUGAGCAACCAUACGGUGUGGUACCUAGUGCAGAUGGCCCUGUUCCAUCCAUCCUUAGAACGAGUCGAUCUCUCUGCCAACGAGUACAUCUCGUGGAGCGGCGCCAUGUGCCUCGUAGAGCUGGUGCUGCGCAACUCGCGCAUCAUCUACGUUGGGCUGCGAGGGUCUGCAGUGUCGCCGGAGAUAGCGGGCUGCAUUGAAGCGCAGACGCGGCAGAAUGCCGUCAGCCGCUUCCGAAGCGAAGGCAUGAAGCGAUCACCGCCGGUGCAUCCGGCUGCCGUGUACAUCCGUUCUUUGAAGCAGCUGUUUGAGACGCACCAGCAGCAUGGGCAGGUGAGCGCGUCCCUGCUUGACAGCGGCUUCGAAGAGCUCUUGCGCGUCUCGGGACGCACCGGGGAGCUUCACCUCUUCACUGAGAAGCACUUUUCGAAGCUCAAGGCACGCGCCCCUCCUGGCGGUCUCACCUUCGAGGCGUUCCUGGUUCUGCUCUUGAUCGACGGCAGCACCUACGACGAGACCACCGUAGCCACGCUGAAGCGCGUCUUUACACUGUUCAACAUGGAUCCUUCGGUCCCAGACCCCAUCAGCGACGGCUAUAUUCUUGGUAGGGACAUGGCGGACAUCAUGACCCACGUGUAUGGCUCGAGGCCCUCCGACGCUGACGUGACAGCGCUGCAGCGCCGCUUAGGCGCCACUGCCGACACGACCACUCUCGACUGGGAGGAGUUUCUCUACGUUGCCUAUCCGCACGGUCCAAAGGCGGGUGAUCGACUGUGCGGCCUGACGUGCACGCCUCUCGCGAGCCCAAUCGAGGCCAUGCACUGCUGA